Acinonyx jubatus (cheetah) is the source of this 2922-nucleotide messenger RNA. RefSeq names its product tubulin tyrosine ligase like 9 (gene TTLL9). The transcript is spliced from 17 exons. Gene Ontology annotation, cellular component: cilium. The coding region runs from base 502 to 1668 and encodes 388 amino acids. The record is from RefSeq and is a predicted model, not a curated record. Gene Ontology annotation, molecular function: ATP binding; tubulin binding; tubulin-glutamic acid ligase activity. Gene Ontology annotation, biological process: microtubule cytoskeleton organization; protein polyglutamylation. NCBI's taxonomy places the organism in Eukaryota, Metazoa, Chordata, Mammalia, Carnivora, Felidae.
AGAAUCAAAAUUACAAGGGCCAUGGAUUAUCAAAGGGAAAAGAGCGAGAGCAGAGAGCUUCAAUCCGAUUCAAGACCACUCUCGUGAAUACUCUCAUGGAUGUCCUUCGCCACAGGCCGGGCUGGGUAGAAGUAAAGGAGGCGAGCAGCAGUAGGUAGGAAGGAGACAAGAAAGUACACGCCCUGCCCUUGAAGGACACAGCCCAGAAGUCCCUCACAUUGGCCAGACUUAGCCUAGCUGCAAGAGAAUCUGGAAAAUGUAGCUUUUAUUUUGGAAAAUGUGGAUUACAUUUCCCCAGCACCUCCUCUCUGCACCCCAGCUCUGGCGUCGGAUUCGGUAGAUUAGCCUGGGUGUCAGGAGGCAUCAGGACCCCGUGUGGCCGAUACCCCGGUUGUUCAAAGGGAACCCAAAGGAAGCCGGCAGCCUGGAUUUGUUGAAGGGGACUGGGAUUUCUACUGGUGUGACGUCAGCUGGCUCCGGGAGAACUUUGACCACACCUACAUGGACGAACAUGUGCGGAUCAGUCACUUCCGAAACCACUACGAGCUGACGCGCAAGAACUACAUGGUGAAGAACCUGAAGCGGUUCCGGAAGCAGCUGGAGCGCGAGGAAGGGAAGCUGGAGGCAGCCAAGUGCGACUUCUUCCCCAAAACCUUUGAGAUGCCAUGCGAGUACCACCUGUUCGUGGAAGAGUUCCGCAAAAACCCGGGGAUCACCUGGAUCAUGAAGCCUGUAGCCCGGUCGCAGGGAAAAGGCAUUUUCCUCUUCCGGAGGCUGAAGGACAUCAUGGACUGGAGGAAGGGCACCGCUGGGAAGAAGCUCACCAGCUCAGAGGCCCAGCCAGCCCGGAGCGCUGUCAAUCCACCCGGAGGCCAUGACGCAAGAAGUUCUGAUGACCAGAAGGAUGAAAUCCCCGUGGAGAACUACGUAGCUCAGCGCUAUAUCGAAAACCCCUACCUGGUAGGAGGCCGCAAGUUUGACCUGCGCGUCUACGUGCUGGUGAUGUCGUAUAUCCCGCUGCGGGCCUGGCUGUACCGGGACGGCUUCGCCCGAUUCUCCAACACCCGCUUCACACUGAGCAGCAUCGAUGACCAGUAUGUUCACCUCACCAAUGUCGCUGUGCAAAAGACCUCUCCUGACUACCAUCCAAAGAAGGGCUGCAAGUGGAUGAUCCAGCGCUUCCGCCAGUACCUGGCGUCCAAGCAUGGGCCGGAGGCGGUGGAGACGCUCUUCAGCGACAUGGACAACAUCUUCAUCAGGAGCCUGCAGAGCGUGCAGAAGGUGAUCAUCAGCGACAAGCACUGCUUUGAGCUGUACGGCUAUGACAUCCUCAUAGACCAGGACCUCAAACCGUGGCUCCUGGAGGUCAACGCAUCCCCAUCGCUGACAGCCAGCAGCCAGGAGGACUAUGAGCUCAAGACCUGCCUUCUGGAAGAUACCCUGCAUGUCGUGGACAUGGAGGCCAGGCUCACAGGAAGGGAGAAGCGAGUGGGAGGCUUUGACCUCAUGUGGAAUGAUGGCCCUGUCAGCCGAGAAGAGGGGGCUCCUGACCUGUCAGGGAUGGGGAAUUUUGUGACCAACACACACCUUGGCUGUGUCAACGAUCGGAAAAAACAGCUGAGGCAACUGUUCCGCUCCCUUCAAAGCCAGAAGAAAGCCUCCAGUUAGUCCCCGCGGUGGGGAGGAAAGCGACCCUGGGAGGUGCCAGCACAGUCCUCUCCCCCCUCUUUCCGGCACAGCGGUGCCUCCAAGCACUCACCUCCCUCCCUCUGGCCUGGCAGCAGCGUUGCUGCUUACUGCUUGUUCCAGGUCCCCUGGAUGCCCCCACCUGGGCACCUCUGCACCAGGAGACGGCCGAUCCCUGGGACUGGAUGCGUAUUAACCUUGAGGGAUUGGCCUGGCCAUCGGGCCUGACAAGGACAACCGCAGCAAGUUCUGCUACCCCAGAGAGAUCCUGUCGAAUAAAUGAGAACAGACCUCACUCGGAGUCACUGGGCACUGGGCCUGGCUCAGGGCAUGAUGCUGACCGGAGCCAGGCCCUCCUGGCUUUGAGCCUUUGAUGUCUUGAAGGUCAGUGCUUAAAACGAGCCUUCAGGAGCAAGGGGUCAGGGGCUAGGGAACUGGUCUUAAGGUGUGCUUGCAAAGCAAGCACUUACUGGAUUACUCGGGGUCUGGGGAAAGGCUGAGCCCUAAAUACACCUUUCCCUCCAUGCAACACCCUGACUUGGCGUGUCAGGAAUUCAUGGAGCUCCCCUGACCAUCUUAACAUCAACAGGCCAGAGCAUCCUUGUUUUUCAAGUGGACAAGGUAAGGAUCGGGGAGGCCAAGCUGCUUAGCGAGGGUCUCUGCAAAGGUGCACUUGGGAGGCAGCUAGGUGAUGUGGGGCCUCUACGCACCUUCCCGAGGUUGGGAGCUGAGCUUUUUAAGCCAGAAGGCCUUGGCCUGGCCAGCAACGGGAUACGGCUUGGGGAGUUGGGCGCAAAUGAAAGUUCUGCAUUCUCUACACAUUCCACCAUUCCUAAGCCUCUUGUUGGUUUAAGAGAGACUGCAGCAGAGUGGGCUGUGGGCAAAUUGCUCCACGGGGGACCGCCUAGGAGAGCCCAGGCAGCUCCCGCUGCAACUCUCCCCCCUGCAGGACAGUUCUUUUGGCUGCAAAUAGCAGAAGGGGAAGGGGAAGGGAUUUUUGGAAGGAAAAAUACCGGCAGACCCAAGAAGUGAACCAGUGGCCUUGGGAAGGCCAGAAGCUAGGCCACUCUGGGCCUCCUGCCUCAGAGCGUGGGAACCUCCUUCCACCCAUGUGACUGAGGCAAGGCCAGACAGCCCUGGACACAGGUUCCUCAUUUCCAGGACAGCCAACCUGACCGGCUCCUUUGGCCAAGCAUCCACCCUGCCACACAGGCAGGGACAACGUUCAGACAGAAG